This is a messenger RNA of Cannabis sativa, 606 nucleotides long. RefSeq lists its product as uncharacterized. The record is from RefSeq and is a predicted model, not a curated record. Lineage: Eukaryota; Viridiplantae; Streptophyta; Magnoliopsida; Rosales; Cannabaceae. The transcript has a single exon. Bases 120 to 416 code for a protein of 98 amino acids.
UUAGUAAAACCAUGUAUAUAUAAUUGAAGUUGAAAUAGAAUUGAGACUCAAAUCCAUCCAAGUUGUUACAGCAAAGCAUAAUAGACCAAAGACCAACAAAAACAUUUGCUGUGAGAAAGAUGUUGAGAAGAGGAGCUGUAACUACAUCUAUGUUAUCAAAUAAUCCCGCCGUGUUGGCAGGGUGGUGCCGCCCAAAACGAAGGCUGAGGAGGAGGAGAGGAGCCACUGUUAGGCUCGGGAACAAGCGCAGAGGAUUCUCUCUUGGAGCACGCCCGGUGGUUCAGUGGGGAUUCAUGGCUGGUCCUAUUCGGAUGCUGAGAAAGAUCAUAACAGAUAUGGUACCGAAUUCGCAGUUUAUUGAAGGUGUUUAUUGGUCAUUACCAUUUCUACAUCCUCAGUUGUUUCCCCUUUGUUAAUUUGCAAACUGCAAUUUUUCUUUUGGUGGGUUUUCUUCUCUUUGUUUCUUUCUUCUUAUAAUGUGUAAUAAAGGGCUUACAAAAAGACCUUUUUGAUUGAUAUAGACAGUAUGUGCCUAUGUAAUUACUACAGUUGAAGACAAUCAAAGAUUGAAAGUUAUGUUUUAUAAAGAUUAUGACUUUUUUUUUA